AUGAUGUUUGCAAGCAGAAGGCUGAGCAAGAUGCAAAACUCCCUCCCUCCGGGGGUUACAGUUGCAAAGGCAGACAACCUAGAACAGUGGGAGAUGGAUAUCCGUGUCCUAGACAAUAAUCCGAUCUACCAAAACGAAACAUACCGCCUCAGGUUCACAUUCAGCAAAAACUACCCUAUAGAAGCUCCAGAAGUUCAGUUCAUCUCCUUACCGCCGACCUCGGACACACCACGGCCGAUACCUAUGCACCCACAUAUAUACAGCAAUGGCAUCAUAUGUCUGGAUCUUCUAGGCUCUGCGGGCUGGUCGCCCAUUCAGUCGGUCGAGAGUGUCUGCAUGAGCAUCCAGAGCAUGCUCACCGGAAAUACAAAAAACGAACGGCCUCCCGGUGAUGAGGAAUUUGUCACACGAGACACAAGGCGCCCCCGAGAUAUCAGAUUCAUUUACGACGAUAAUACCGUUUGA
Microsporum canis CBS 113480 is the source of this 465-nucleotide messenger RNA. RefSeq names its product ubiquitin conjugating enzyme. Gene Ontology annotation, cellular component: nucleus. The transcript is spliced from 3 exons. The coding region runs from base 1 to 465 and encodes 154 amino acids. Gene Ontology annotation, biological process: protein polyubiquitination; proteasome-mediated ubiquitin-dependent protein catabolic process. Gene Ontology annotation, molecular function: ubiquitin conjugating enzyme activity. Lineage: Eukaryota; Fungi; Ascomycota; Eurotiomycetes; Onygenales; Arthrodermataceae. The record is from RefSeq and is a predicted model, not a curated record.